ACAAAUCAAAGGCUGGCUAUGCCGCACAAGGUACCCAUGGCAGCCACCUCAUACACCCGAGCUCAACUUAUACGAAUUACGCGUAUUGCAUGGGCCGGUUCCAAGUCAAUACUCUAUGAAAACUCCAUGGGUGGAUUCAUGGCGUUUAUAACCGAUAUGGAGAGUCUAUAAUAUUGUUGUAUUACGAAGUUGUAACCACCCAAAUUAUCGGAUCACAGGCAUAUUUCCACUACAUAACACCCAGCUGGAUAUCAAUACCAUAAAGAAAGUAUCAUAAUGCUAAGAUUUUGCCAAGUCCGUGAGCUAAGGUAUUAUUUCUAGCAGGAUAAACAUUGACUUAACGGCUUUGCUGCUACUUGAAUAUGCCUUCCAUCCCGGUUGAAGACUGUGCUAGCCAUACUACUGCCAAAUCCUCGGCUUAAACAAGGCAGCCAGGUGCAGGUCGUCCGAAAGGUUCGGUCGGAAUUAGAACAUACGGGGGUUAUCCCCGGAAGGAUUAUGUAGCGCUCGGAGGUUGUCCACUGCGGAGUUCGGCCGGGAGGGACGGACGAGUUAAUACUUUGAGACAUCCAGCUAACCCAAUCGCUUUGAUAUAAGUAGCUUUCCAGUGUAGCGAUAAUCAUGUGUCAACCAGCAUAUCCAUCACACGUUCUGAUAUAGUAAUAUUUAAGAGUUACACAACAUGAAGCCAUCUGUAGUGUUACUGUCACUCCCUUGGGCUAUAUCAGUUGAAGCAUCCGCUACCGGCCAACCGCAGCCACCUAAGUUUCAAUGGACAGACCUCCCGGCUGUUGGAAAUGGCGCUGCUAUUCAGGAACACGGCACUACAGCGACCAAUACUCAUAUCUAUGUUCUAGGUGGCAUUUCGCCUAAUGCCAACGCCAGCAUACCAGCGAUCCAGUCGAGAGACACAUUCGAGGCUUACUCGCUUGAAGAAGACACGUGGGAGAGUCUCACACCGAUCCCGGAGGCUUUCACCCAUAUCAAUGCCGCCGCUGUUAACGAUAAAAUCUACUUGCUCGGAGGUCUCACAGGAGAUGGAUCGGAUAUGGUGUGGCGGUCUUCACGCGACUGUUUCGUCUACGACAUCUCUAAACGGACGUGGUCGGCUCUACCCCCUAUGCCGGAGGGACAGGGCCGUGGGGCUUCAGCUGUAGGAAUAUCCGGAAAUAUCGUGUACUUAGCUGGAGGGUUGGAUCGACUCGAAAUUGGUGGCGACCAACUUACUCUUGAUAUUGUGACCGCAUACGAUACCGAAAAGGGUACAUGGACAACGCUACCAAGUAUUCCUGCCCCGAGAGAUCACGUCGGGGGAGCAGUCAUAGGCCAGAAGUUCUACGUUGUUGGCGGUCGCGAUCACGGGCAAGUGGACGUGCGUAACACAACCUGGUCUCUCGAUCUCAACGCGUCAUCAAAGGGAUGGGUAGCCCAUGCCGAAAUGCCUACCGCCCGCGGUGGACUUGCGGUUGGCGUCAUCGGCAAUUACAUUGCAACUUUCGGGGGCGAAGGCAACCCAGAACCCGGGUCGAACGGCGUAUUCAACGAAACGGAAGUUUACAGUGUGAAGGACGACGUGUGGUUCAAGCAGCCGGCUAUGCGACACCCGAGGCAUGGUACGGCGGCGGCCUCGGUAAACGGUCGCAUCUACAUCCCAGGCGGCGGUGUUGUUAUGGGCUCGGGACCAGUGGAUACGUUUGAUUCAUUCGAACUGAGUCCUUGAUAUAAUAUCGAGGUUAUGGGAGGAAUCGGGAUGAUUUUGUUUUGGCGCAGAAUAUGUUCAAAAUAUAAAUAUACUGUCAUAGAGUCGGGGUUACUACAUCUUAUCCGAUCCCAGUAAUGUGGUAAGGGGUAACUACCUACGAUUUAGGAAAUGCUACGUAUUUAAUACAGGCAAUACAUAAUUAUAAGUUGUUUAA
This is a messenger RNA of Daldinia decipiens, 1916 nucleotides long. RefSeq names its product galactose oxidase. The transcript has a single exon. Gene Ontology annotation, molecular function: protein binding. The record is from RefSeq and is a predicted model, not a curated record. Lineage: Eukaryota; Fungi; Ascomycota; Sordariomycetes; Xylariales; Hypoxylaceae. Bases 683 to 1720 code for a protein of 345 amino acids.